Molecule: messenger RNA, 417 nt
Organism: Fonsecaea pedrosoi CBS 271.37
Lineage: Eukaryota; Fungi; Ascomycota; Eurotiomycetes; Chaetothyriales; Herpotrichiellaceae
Exons: 1
Coding region: 1-417 (138 amino acids)
Source: RefSeq, a predicted model, not a curated record
AUGAAGGCGACCUGGAGUCUCGAUCAUGAUGUCCCCGCGUCACUCGUCUCCUCCCAAGCCUUCAUUACACCCGAUCUUGUUCAUGAAAUCCCGUCGACCGUCAAGCGCCCAGACUGGACACCGGACUCGUUGCCGGCCAGCCAGAUUGAUCUCUACAUGGACCUGCCAGAGUCGAACGAUAGGUUCUGGAUGGGAAAAUGCCUUUCGGAGGAGCCCAUGACGGAGAAGCCGUUCAGAAACCCGUCUGAAGAUCCAAUGCUGAGGCGUUUCAAGGACUCUGACGAGGAGUUCGAAUACCUCGAGUUUCUGGGCAAGGGCGAACAGGGUAUUGUCGUAUCUGCCUCGAUCAAUGGCGUCCGAUACGCCGUCAAAUUUGUAGAGACUACGCUGCUCCUUGAGGAUAAGGAAUAUCUCUGA